Neoarthrinium moseri is the source of this 1455-nucleotide messenger RNA. RefSeq lists its product as uncharacterized. The record is from RefSeq and is a predicted model, not a curated record. The coding region runs from base 1 to 1455 and encodes 484 amino acids. The transcript has 4 exons. NCBI's taxonomy places the organism in Eukaryota, Fungi, Ascomycota, Sordariomycetes, Amphisphaeriales, Apiosporaceae.
AUGGCAUCAGGGGCCAUUUCUCAGCACACGCGCGAACUGUCCGAGCCAUCCGAACCCACCUUGCUUGACCUCUUAUCCAACACGCUUGUGCUCCAUCACAUCGUUCCACACCUUCCCAUUACUUCUCUCCUGCGCGUUGCCUCUGCUUCCAAAGCACUUCGCGGCCUGAUCCAACACACCCCUGGUGUCUUUCGACACGUCGAUCUUACGAGCAUUCACUCGGCCCAAGUCGAUAUCAAGGCCAUUGACCAUGGCGGCGAGAUCUGGCGCAAUGUGCAGCUCGACGAAAACCUCACCGAGGAUGACUUUUACUCUGGUCCCCUGAGGGGCAUCUUCUACAAUAUUGGACAUUUUGGUGUCCUCCAGAAUGUGCAGACGCUUGUUCUCGAUGGCCUCUCUGUCACGGCCGAGCUUGUGAACGAGAUCCUCGUGGACCCGAGGUUCCACGUUCGUAUACUGUCCAUCCGAGACGCGAAGAACCUCAACGAGCGGAAACUCAUGCAGUCGCUUCGGUACGCAUGUCGCGCCAGCCGAGAGGAGGGCACACCUCAGUUGAAGGGACUCUACAUCUUCGGCAAGAAGGAUACGCCUGUCCUACCAGCAGCGACCUCGACUGCAUCAACGCCGUCCGCACGAAGCGCCAGCAUCAGCAUCGAUUGGAACCACAAGUCGAAUCAUGCGCUGAAAGAGGCCAUGACUGCCGAUGGGGACGACUGGUAUCACAAGAGGGGGAAGAUGAUCAGCAGACCUAUUGCGGAGGGAUGGGCCGAGACGUUGCUGGACUGUCGCUCCGCGAUCAAUUUUGACGCCGUUCUUUGCACCGGCCCCCGACACCAGAACUCGCCAGCCCUUGGAAGAGUUCCGGUUUUGACCGUUCCUGGCGGGAGGUCACCCUGGUCUGUUGCAACCUUUGCACUCGGAGGAUGUAAUUCGUGCGGCUGUGCGCCUGAGGGCUUCACUGAAUACGGCGAAUCUCUUGCUGAGCAGCUCCCCCUCUUGGCGCCGCCACCGCUCCACUCCUCCAACCCGAAGAAUGCGACCCGGCCCCAGAACAUUCAUGCCGACGGAAAGGAACCACUGCGGUUUGUACCACGGUGUUGGGACUGUAUCCGAGAUCGCUACUGUUUCAGUUGCGACCAGUGGUGGUGCGAGUCGUGCUACCAGGCCCCCACGGAUGCAGAGUUGCAGGCAGCCCAGCACGUUCACAUCGUGGAGGACACAGGCAGUUUGUCAGAUCACGAGGCGGUUGCGACCGAACCUCCCAAACUCAAGGACCCCAAGAUCAAGCGAGACUGCUGGGAGUGCCAGACGAAUUGUCUUGACUGCAUUGCGCAGACGCAGCUCCACUGCAGGGUUUGUGGUGGAGGGUACUGUAUCAAGCACCACGAGGGCUCGACAAUGACACAUUGCGAUUGGUGUUCGGCCCGUGGCCGCCACAUUCGAGAACUCUACUAG